Diaporthe batatas is the source of this 1653-nucleotide messenger RNA. RefSeq lists its product as uncharacterized. The transcript has 7 exons. NCBI's taxonomy places the organism in Eukaryota, Fungi, Ascomycota, Sordariomycetes, Diaporthales, Diaporthaceae. Gene Ontology annotation, molecular function: oxidoreductase activity; RNA binding. The record is from RefSeq and is a predicted model, not a curated record. The coding region runs from base 1 to 1653 and encodes 550 amino acids.
AUGGCUUCGAGCCUCCAGAUUAAUAGACUGCACCCGACUUUCGGUGCCGAGGUUGAGGGCAUCGACUUUUCGAAACCGAUUAGCGAUGAACAGAUAAUAGAGAUCAAAGACACUGUCUCUCAGUACGGUGUAUGUGUGUUUCGGGGCACAUCGCUGGAUGACGCCAGGCAGGUUGAGCUGGGGCGUAAAUUUGGUGAAACCGAACGUCUGAAAGGAAUGCCAGCCGAGCAGUCCAGGCUUAAGUCACUUGAAUUGACGGACCAGAGCAACCUCGAGGUUGAUGGAACCUUGCUUGAUCCCAUGAGCAUGAAGGCACUAUCCAACAAGGGGAACGAGCUGUUUCACGUGGACGGUAGCUACAACGUGAGACGAACGAGGUUCUCCAUUCUAAGGGCUUACGAGAUACCGCCUUUGGAAGCUGGCGGAAAUACGGACUUUGCGGACACGAGGACAGCCUUCUCAGAGCUUGAUGCUUCCUGGAAGGAUGAGCUGCUAAGUAAAGACUACGUGGCGAGGCACUCUUUCUGGCACAGUCGAAAGACCGCGUCGCCCGAAGCCCUUGCAAAGCUUGAGCCGGAUCGGUACCCUUUCUCGAGGCACAAGCUGGUCCAGACACACCAGCCGAGUGGAUGCAUGAACCUUUAUAUCCCAUCUCACAUUCGCAGCAUCGAAGGACUGUCUGAUGAAGAGUCAGCAGACAAGCUGGCCUUCCUAAGACAGCAUGUUACGCAGAGAAAAUACAUUCUGAGCAUCGAAUGGCUGAAUGUAGGUGACUUAGUCAUCUGGGACAAUACUUGCACGUUGCACCGGGCCACCGAGCUCAAGGGCGCGUUCAGAAGGGACAUGAGACGUUGUGGUAUCCUCGACGAUGGCCCGGACGCUUUUGGGCUAAACGUACAGGAUGAUGACUUGAAUUUUGCGUUCAACAAAGACGUGAUGUUUGAUAUUGUCAGCGUCUACGUGCGGAACCUCGAGGAGCGCGUCAAGGUUGAGCCCCUCAAAACCGCCCUCCGCGAGAUCUUCUCUGAGUUUGGCAAUGUCAUUGAUAUCGUCGCCAAGACCAAUCUGAAGGCCAAAGGCCAGGCCUUCAUCGUCUUUGACAACCACGACUCGGCCAAACAAGCUGCAGAGGAGGCCGACGGCUUCGACCUGUUCGAGAAGCCCAUGCAGGUGGCUCUGGCCAGGUCUAGGAGCGACGCGACAGUGCAAAAGUUCGGAACCGAGGAGGAGUUCGAGCAGCACAAGAGGCGGCGAGCAGCAGAGAAAGACAAAAAGAAGGCACUCGAGGCCGAGCAGCAACGCCUCAAGCGCCCUGCCCCAGGCGGCGAGCAGUCUGGCCGCCCGUCAAAAGCAGCAAGAGGUGCUGGCCUCAAGCCCACCGGCCCCGCCGCCGCCGCGGUCGUUCCCGACGAGUACCUGCCACCAAACAAGAUUCUUUUCGUCCAGAAUCUUCCCGACGACAGCGAUGCUGUCACACUCACAAACCUCUUUGGCCGUUUCGAGGGCUUCCGUGAGGUUCGUAUGGUGCCUGGCCGUCGGGGGAUAGCGUUCGUCGAGUACGAGAACGAGGCGGGUGCUAUCGCUGCCAGGGAGAACUUGGCUGGCACCCAGCUUGGUGGCAAGAACAUCAAGGUCACGUACCAGAGGCAGUAA